ACAAAAUGGAGAUUCCUCGAGGACCUCGUGAUCGUCAAACUGUAGAAGUACCACCUUUUCGAAGUAAAGCUGGGCCACCAAAUGAAAGAGAUGAGUCGGCCGUGAACUACGGUAUUGAAACUUUCUCUGAUACUAAAGAAGUUCUUGGGGGAGCUACUCUGGUGGACUAUAGCCGCCUGGGGCUUCCUUGGAGAAACUACAUAUCGUCGAGUACUUUUCGGGACCCAAGUCAACGGGAUCGGAACCUCGUCACGGGAUCGGAACCUCGUCACGCCAGCGCGAAGAAUCGUGACUGGUAUGCCUUCCUAGCACUGUACGUGGGUGUAGCGCAUCCCGGAACCACAGCGUGGCGCGACUUCGUACACUACGAGGUAUUUGGGGUCAACGCGCAACGCACGUACAAGGGGGGCAACGAGAUUUUUCGUCCGCCGCGGGGCCUCGAGCAAGGGUUUUUCCCGUCUGGCGGGUUCGAGUCGCGCCAAGCGGCGGCAAAAUGGUGGCUGCCAGCGUUGGUCGCGAAAGCUAAAGAAGAUGGCCCCACGUCCGCGGCGGACUUCAUGUGCUGGGUGAUGCGCGCGCUGCUUGCCGACGUAGAAACUACACAGGAUGUGGCCAACCUGCUUGACAUGCGUAUUGUAUAUGGGCCCUGUGACUGUGGCAUGCAGUCUUCAACACUGGGAGUCGGAUUACCAGCCGCGUCUGCAGAACCCUCGAAAGGACAGAGUUUCUACCACGGUUUCCUCCAUCUUUCAGUGCAGCGUCGUGACCGAGACACCAGCACACGGCUUUUGCGCGAGCACCCGUUUCUUCAAAGGACGAAUCUUUCUCGGGAGGCGGAGAGUCAGGGACGAGGGACAACAUGAGAACCACGCAGGCCAGGACACCAUCAGGACGACGCGGAUGACGUUGAGGAAAAAGUUGACUACUAUGUAUAAAUUUUUGGGGGUGCAACCUGAAGCCAGCACAAAGGAAAUUGACACGGCAUGUCUCUCCAAUCAAACGUUACUACUUACUAAAUUGUCUUGAUGGGCAGGGAUAUAAUAAUUACAGUACGUCAUCCACUAUCCCAUCUGCUCGAAGAUUGAACACUCACUAAUCCGCACUGCGCUGUAAAUUCCUUACCAUGAGUUUACCUCUGUGUAA
Messenger RNA from Amoebophrya sp. A25, 1143 nucleotides. Lineage: Eukaryota; Dinophyceae; Syndiniales; Amoebophryaceae. The record is from the annotation of a GenBank genome assembly.